AUGAGCAGAGCGAUGGUGGUUGGACUAGGACUGGGGUUGCUGCUUCUGGCACUGCUCCUACCCACGCCGAUUGAUUGCAACCAAACAUCUGUUGCACCGUUUUCUAGUAACCAGAAUAUCUCUACUGCCUCAAAUCCAACUAAUGCCACCAGCAGAGCAGGUGGCAGGGCCCUGCAGUCAACAGCCGGUCUCCUCGCCGCCGUCUCACUUUCUCUUCUACAUCUCUACUGUUCGAGACGCAGGCCAAGAAACGUCUCGACUUCCCCAUCUUCUAGACCCACCCCAAAUGUUAACCACAAAUCCAGUGUGACCCAGAAGAAACAGGUCCACAUCAAAUUUGCUACUACCACACCUCAACAGAAAACAAGGAGGAUUCAUGUGAAGGGCUUGACAGAUGGUGAAUGCCAAUAUUGA
Messenger RNA from Arvicola amphibius (Eurasian water vole), 414 nucleotides. Its product is annotated as signal transducer CD24-like. The transcript has a single exon. The coding region runs from base 1 to 414 and encodes 137 amino acids. Gene Ontology annotation, cellular component: external side of plasma membrane. NCBI's taxonomy places the organism in Eukaryota, Metazoa, Chordata, Mammalia, Rodentia, Cricetidae. Gene Ontology annotation, biological process: cell adhesion. The record is from RefSeq and is a predicted model, not a curated record.